Chenopodium quinoa (quinoa) is the source of this 1194-nucleotide messenger RNA. Its product is annotated as transcription initiation factor TFIID subunit 14b-like. The record is from RefSeq and is a predicted model, not a curated record. Gene Ontology annotation, biological process: regulation of DNA-templated transcription. The transcript is spliced from 7 exons. Bases 199 to 1011 code for a protein of 270 amino acids. NCBI's taxonomy places the organism in Eukaryota, Viridiplantae, Streptophyta, Magnoliopsida, Caryophyllales, Amaranthaceae.
UAAAAAACGGAUUAAAACCCAAUUUUUUUUUUCCCGGAAAGAUAUUAGGGUUCGUCGCUUGGAAUUCGUGAGGAAUUUUCUUUCAAUCUUAGCAAUCCAGAAGGGUCAAAUCUCCCUUGUUGUUGGCACGAAAACCAUAUCAGUGUCGGGCAUUGUGAUCAUCGUGCAAUUCGGCUAUAAAUUUUGUUUCGAUUUGCAAUGACUCAAGUACCAACUUCUGCCCCAAAAGAUGGGGUUGAUCUAUCUGAUGGCAGCGGCUCGCCGCUUAAUAAAGCUGAAAAUUCUCUGGAAGAGAGAGAGAAAAAGAAUUCGAGUCGAAGAGUCAAGGAUGUUGAAAUUUCCGUGCCAAUUGUUUAUGGAACCAUUGCGUUUUGGCUUGGUCGGAAGGCAACUGAGUCUCAAUCACAUAAAUGGACAGUCUAUGUUCGUGGGGCGACAAAUGAGGAUUUGAGUGUUGUAGUUAAGCGUGUUGUUUUUCAACUCCACCCGAGCUUCAAUAAUCCUAUCAGAGUUGUUGAUUCUCCACCUUUUGAAUUGUCUGAAUGCGGUUGGGGUGAAUUUGAGAUUGCCAUUUCACUAUACUUCCACAGUGAUGCAUGUGAUAGGAAAUUGGACGUAUUCCACCAUUUAAAACUGUAUCCUCUAGAACAGAGUGGUCCUCAGUCUACCAAGAAGCCUGUUGUGGUGGAAUCAUAUGAUGAAGUUGUUUUUCCGGAUCCUUCAGAGCUCUUUCUUGCUCGCGUGCAGAAUCACCCUGCUGUUGUUGUUCCUCGGCUUCCUGCAGGUUUGGAGCUACCACCCUCUGCUCUGACGGAAGAAAACAGUGAUCGGAGAGGGAACACUAAAGAUCACCCUCUAGGCCAUUGGUUUAUGAAUUUUUCAGAGGCAGAUGAACUGCUCAAACUUGCCGCAGCUCGUCAACAGGUACAAGCUCAUAUUGUUAAGCUAAGAAGACAAAUGAGUAUGGUGGAAGGCUCUUCUGGGACUGCGGAUCCUGCCUCAGCCUUUUAAAUGUAUUUUCUGACUAAGAAGAAAUAGCUCCUUGUACCAGUUUUGCUUGUGGUGAAAUUUACAAUUAAGACUUCAUAGUUUAACAUUUUCUUAUCUUGUAAAUAAGUUCGGAGUAAAUGUAUUUGACACAGUUGAGGUCGUCAAUUGUUUAUGGAUAUGUUAUGUGCUACAUUACGCGCUGUU